AUGGCUGCAGGUGGUGGUCGAGCCUUUGCUUGGCAGGUGUUUCCCCACAUGCCUACCUGCCGGGUUUAUGGCACUGUGGUAAACCAGGAUGGGCACCUACUGGUUUUGGGGGGUUGUGGCCGGGCUGGGCUACCCCUGGACACUACUGAGGCAUUGGACAUGGCCUCGCACACAUGGUUGGCACUGGCACCUUUGCCCACUGCACGGGCUGGUGCUGCUGCCGUUGUGCUUGGCAAGCAGGUGCUAGUGGUGGGCGGCGUGGAUGAGAGCCAGAGCCCAGUAGCUGCUGUGGAAGCCUUCCUGGCUGAUGAGGGCCGCUGGGAGCGCCGGGCCACCCUCCCUCAGGCAGCCAUGGGGGUUUCAACUGUUGAGAGAGAUGGUAUGGUGUAUGCUCUGGGAGGAAUGGGCCCUGACACGGCCCCCCAGGCCCAGGUACGGGUAUAUGAGCCCCGCCGGGACUGCUGGCUUUCACUACCUUCCAUGCCCACACCCUGCUACGGGGCUUCUACUUUUCUGCAUGGGAACAAGAUCUAUGUCCUGGGAGGCCGGCAAGGCAAGCUCCCAGUAACUGCUUUUGAGGCCUUUGAUCUGGAGGCCCGUACCUGGACCCGGCACCCAAGCCUGCCCAGUCGCCGGGCCUUUGCUGGCUGCGCUAUGGCGGAAGGCAGUGUCUUUAGUCUGGGUGGCUUGCAGCAGCCGGGGCCCCACAAUUUCUACUCUCGUCCACACUUUGUCAACACUGUGGAGAUGUUCGACCUGGAACAUGGGUCCUGGACCAAGCUGCCCCGUAGCCUGCGCAUGAGAGAUAAGAGGGCUGACUUUGUGGUUGGCUCCCUCGGGGGCCACAUUGUGGCUAUUGGAGGCCUUGGAAACCAGCCGUGCCCUCUGGGUUCUGUGGAGGGCUUCAACCUUGCACGGCGGCGUUGGGAAGCACUGCCCACCAUGCCCACUGCACGCUGCUCCUGUUCCAGCCUGCAAACAGGGCCCCGGCUAUUUGUUAUUGGGGGUGUGGCCCAGGGUCCCAGCCAAGCUGUGGAGGCACUGUGCCUGCGUGAGGGAGUAUGA
Chrysochloris asiatica (Cape golden mole) is the source of this 1065-nucleotide messenger RNA. RefSeq names its product kelch domain containing 8B (gene KLHDC8B). NCBI's taxonomy places the organism in Eukaryota, Metazoa, Chordata, Mammalia, Afrosoricida, Chrysochloridae. The transcript has 5 exons. The coding region runs from base 1 to 1065 and encodes 354 amino acids. The record is from RefSeq and is a predicted model, not a curated record. Gene Ontology annotation, molecular function: protein binding.